This is a messenger RNA of Lactuca virosa, 783 nucleotides long. The record is from the annotation of a GenBank genome assembly. Lineage: Eukaryota; Viridiplantae; Streptophyta; Magnoliopsida; Asterales; Asteraceae.
AUGAAGUCACUUGGAGUUGAUCUCAAGAAAAUUGAUGAAUGCAUGGGUGAUCCAGAAGCAGAUGCUGAAAAUGCAGUCCUCAAGGCUGAGCAGCAAGCACAGAUAGAGAAAGGUAUUCGUGGGGAUGUGAUGAUCCUUCCAACUCUUGUAAUAAACAACAGAGAAUAUAGAGGUAAACUUGAUAAAAAAGCAGUUCUAAAAGCCAUCUGUUCAGGAUUUAAAGAGACCACAGAGCCACCAAUUUGUUUGAGUCAUGGCAAAGAUGUUGCUACAAGUGUUGGGUGGGGUUUUGCAUGGACUGUUGUUCUUGGUGUGGCCGCUAUUGGAGUUGUUGGAUAUACAUUCUACAAAUAUAGAGUUCGAAGAUACAUGGACUCGGAAAUCAGAGCUAUCAUGUCACAGUAUAUGCCAUUGGGUAAUGAAGGGGAGGAAAUCGAGAACCGGGCAUCGGUGGAGGCGGUGGUUGUGGGAGGAAGGGAUUUAAUUAUCGCCAUCGUCAAGAUCGGGACUCAAUUUGACUGUGUGCUUCAUCGAUUCAGCCGACCCUAUUCUCUUAGCCAUCAUCGAUUUCUCCCAGGUCUCCCUGCCUGGCAGACGUUCCCACACGCACAUACCUCACCUGAAGAUUUUGUUGAUGACCCUGGUGCUGUUCUGGAGAACAUGAAGGCGAAUCACAUUGGGAACAAGAGGUCACUAUUUUACCAGGCCUAUGCUCUUUAUUAUGAGAAAUUGAAGAAAUUUCCUGAUGCUGAAAAGAUGUAUCAUUUAGGAGUGCAAAAGUAA